Molecule: messenger RNA, 1967 nt
Organism: Poecilia reticulata (guppy)
Lineage: Eukaryota; Metazoa; Chordata; Actinopteri; Cyprinodontiformes; Poeciliidae
Source: RefSeq, a predicted model, not a curated record
UUUGUGUUCAUUUAUCGAGUGUUUUGGGAGAUACUGGGUAGCAUUUGGAGUCAUGUGUUGUCGCGUUACUUUACUGUAGUCUUUCUCCUUUUUUUUCCUCCGUAUUUGUUAAACCUGGUUCAGACACAAUGCGGCCUUUGUACGUUGCCGUUAUUCUUUUUUGGGCUGCCAGCGCCACACAUGCAAAAGCUGUGCCUUCUCUUCCUGACUUCGGAGACGCUUAUCACGUCAAAGGUGUGAUCUCUUUGCCCUAUGCUGAGAUUUUGGAGCCAUUUGAGGGCUGGUUUGACCUCGCAGCAAAGUCCAGCCGUAUAGACUAUUAUCAUGGCCAGGUCUCCACUUACCAGCUGGCGGCUCAGCAGAAGUUUGGCGUUUCCUACAAAAUCACUCCUGAGACCACAGAGGUGGAGCAAAACGUCAUGAAGUGCUUUCAGGUGAACGGCACGAAGGACGAAGCGGUCAAGCCGCAAGCGUCGCUGCCGGACGUGCAGGGCUUCCAGUUCUUGAGGAUGGAGUAUUACGGCGGCUCGCUGUGCGAAGUCUGGCAGAACGUGACCACUGUGGGCUACAAGAAGAACACCUACACGCUGUGGGUGACGAACGCAGAGAAAAAAGCAGACGGACAGAAAAGCACUUCCAUACCCCUUCACUACGAGAUGAUGGGGUACAACACUCUGCUGGGGUCCCAUUAUGACAAGUACCUGGUGGACUACAAAGAGUUCAGCACCCAUUUUGACCCCAUAGUUUUCUCUCUGCCUGAAGGGAUGACUUGCGGGGGAUUCCCAGGUCCAGGAGUAGAGCACCACCUGCUGGCUAACCCGAUGAAGGAACUCAUCCACACCUCGGCUUCAGGCCACUCUCAGAAGAUGUUCGGUCAUUUCAAGGAGAAGUUCCAGCGUCAGUAUGGCGACGACAUGGAGCACGAGAAGAGAGAGCAUGCUUUUCUUCACAACCUCAGGUAUGUCCACUCUAAGAACAGAGCUGGCCUGUCCUUCUCCCUGGCUCUGAACUCGCUGUCGGACCGCACCAUGUCGGAGCUAGCAACCAUGAGGGGGAGAAAACGAAGCAAGACCCCAAACAAGGGUCUCCCCUUCCCAUCCAAGAUGUACGAAGGGGUGAAAGUACCCGAGUCUCUAGACUGGAGGCUGUACGGUGCUGUGACUCCAGUGAAGGACCAAGCCAUCUGCGGCUCCUGCUGGAGCUUUGCCACCACUGGAGCAGUAGAGGGCGCCCUCUUCCUAAAGACGGGCUCCCUGCAGGUCCUGUCCCAGCAGAUGCUGGUGGACUGCUCCUGGGGCUUCGGCAACAACGGCUGCGACGGCGGGGAGGAGUGGCGGGCGUACGAGUGGAUCAUGAAACACGGAGGCAUCGCCACCACGGAAACCUACGGCGCCUACAUGGGAAUGAACGGAUUCUGCCACCUGAACUCGUCGCAGCUCACCGCCCACGUCAAAAGCUACACCAACGUCACGUCAGGCGACGCGGACGCCCUCAGGGUGGCCCUCUUCAAGAACGGCCCGACCGCCGUCAGCAUCGAUGCCUCGCACCGAUCGUUCGUCUUCUACAGCCACGGCGUUUACUACGAACCGGCUUGUGGGAACGCCCCGGACGAUUUGGACCACGCCGUGCUCGCGGUGGGAUACGGCACGUUGAACGGGGAGCCGUACUGGCUGGUUAAGAACUCUUGGUCCACGUACUGGGGCAACGACGGCUACAUCCUGAUGUCUACGAAGGACAACAACUGCGGAGUCACUACAGACGCUACAUACGUCACUCUGGCCUAGAUACUUCCUGUUUGUUGUUGAUGUUUACGCUGUUGUCAGUGCCUGGGUCUGAAUGACACUUUAUGUUUGGUGUGAGAGUCUAAGCAGCCUGAAAGUAUUUAGGGGGCACCGAUCCACUUUUUUCAUUUCCAAUCCCAAUAUCUGAGGUUUACUAUCAGAAAUACAGAAAAACACUGCUGAAUU